Molecule: messenger RNA, 501 nt
Organism: Paramecium pentaurelia
Lineage: Eukaryota; Ciliophora; Oligohymenophorea; Peniculida; Parameciidae
Source: the annotation of a GenBank genome assembly
AUGAGCAUUUUGUUGUUAUUGCUCAUUGUUAUUGUUAACAAACCCAAUCAUAAUUAAUAUAUAGUUUUGAUUGACACAGAUUCAGAAACAAUAAGUAAUAAAAUAAAUUGCACUUAUCAAUAAUUGAAUAAUCAUUAUAAUCAUGCUGAUUCUAGUUUAGCUCACUUUCAUAACUAAUAAAAUGUACUUCAUUUUGUUGUACAGGAUUAAGCAUUAUAGAUUAAAGAAGAAUAUUUAGAAUGCGCUUUAUUUCAGUUAUAUGAAAAUCAUUUAGGUUCAGUCAUUAUAAUUCCAAUAAAUUCUUUAAAAGGGUUCAGUCAAAAUAUUUCUGACCUCUUUUUUAAAAUUACUGAGAAAUUUAAUAUAAUAUUUUACAUAGCUUAGCAUCCUAUGAAUAAUUCAAAUAUAUAGAAUAAUGAAAAAAUUAGCUAUGUAAGAAGAGAAAAACAAAUUUCUUCUUCUGAAUUAUCAGUUCGUUUAGGUAUAGAAACAAUUCUUUGA